Messenger RNA from Papilio machaon (common yellow swallowtail), 875 nucleotides. Its product is annotated as 3-oxoacyl-[acyl-carrier-protein] reductase FabG. Lineage: Eukaryota; Metazoa; Arthropoda; Insecta; Lepidoptera; Papilionidae. The transcript has a single exon. The record is from RefSeq and is a predicted model, not a curated record. Bases 107 to 859 code for a protein of 250 amino acids. Gene Ontology annotation, molecular function: oxidoreductase activity.
UCAGAUAGCGUUGACAAGAUUAGAUAAAUAGUUUUUUUUUGGAAAUACAAUUCAAUACAUUAUUUAUCACGCACCUGACUACUGUGGUUAUUGUGAAGCGAUCACAAUGAGUUUCAAAGACAAAGUUGUAUUCAUUAGUGGUGCAAGUUCAGGAAUAGGAGCAGCUACUGCUAUUGAAUUUACUAAAGAAGGUGCAAAUGUUGUUAUUAAUGGACGAAACGAAACCAAAUUAAAGAACGUUUAUCAACAAUGUGAAAAACAUGGAAAAAAACCUUUUAUUAUUAAAGCUGACAUAUCAAAAGAUGAUGAAGCAAAAUCGGCUAUUGAAGAAACAAUUAAACAAUUUGGAAAACUUGAUAUUCUUGUAAACAAUGCUGGAUUUACGAAACCUGGAAGCAUACUUGAUGGGAAUCUAUUAAAAAGUUACGAUGAAGUGAUGAGUACAAACGUACGAGCUGCGAUGCAUUUAACAGCGUUAGCUGCACCACAUUUAAUCAAAACAAAAGGAAAUAUAGUUAAUGUAUCUAGUAUAUCUGGUAGUUCGAUGCCAGUAAAGCCACAAUUAAUUUCCUACUGCGUUUCUAAAGCAGCUAUAGAUCAUUUUACCCGUUGUGCAGCAUUGGAACUAUCUGAACAUGGUGUUCGUGUUAAUGCCGUCAGUCCCGGUCCAGUUAUAACUGACUUUCGAAGAAAUGCUGGAGUAGGGGAAGAUAUUACUGAGCGGGAAAAUCUUACGGCCCUGAAGAGAAUAUCGGAAUCAAUUGAAAUUGCUGAUUUGAUUUUGUUUUUAGCCAGUGAUAAAGCAAAAGGUAUUACCGGAUCUAAUUAUGUGUCCGACAAUGGCUGUCUUAUAAAAUAAACGUAACAUUGUCUUA